UGAAUUUCGGGGAACUCAAGGUUGAGGAGACAAUCCCAAGUUCCAGAGAAGGAAUUCCAAGUUGAAGAGGGUCAGGAAUUAAGCUCCAGCCUCUAGUCGAAUGCAGCAUAAUUCCCACAGGCACCACUAUCAGACCACUAUGGUGAAAGAUGAAAGAAGUUUAAACCAAAACAGACAACUCAGGAAAUUAAGACCCCAUUUUAGACCCCAUGUUAAUUAUAAAGAUUAACACGUAAAACAUUCAUGGUGAAUUGCUCCUUUAAGUAAGCCUAGCCAGUGCAUUCUGUGUGGGUGUAAAGUGGAAGUGCAUUCCUGCAGAUGAUUAUCUUACACACACUUCUAGCCUAAUGAUAUUCAAUCUUUCUACAUGUUUGGCUUUCCCUGUGCAGCAAAAUCAACAUGGCACUAACUUAUCAUGUCCCUCAGUACAACUGAUGAUAGGAGUAUUCAAGCCAAAGCCCCAUCUGCCGCUCAUAAUCAGAUAACACUCAGUUAACUCACAUCACAGUAUUAGAGCGUGAGUCGAUAAUACAUACACACCCUAGGGGAUAAUACAUACACACCCUAACCCUAACCCUAUGGUAGAGUGUCAUAUGUUGUCUCACUGGUAUUGCAUUUAUAAAUAUGUGGGUAAAGGUAAAAGGAACUUUAAACAUACGUAAAGUGUCCUUCACAACAAAAUAUCUGCAUUUUUCAGAUAAAUGACUUAAGAUCUUUCUACAGCAACACUCUUUUCCUGUCCCAGCCCACUAUAACUACAAUUUACUUUGAAAUAUAAUGAUUCAAAUGAUCCAAUAUCUUAAUAUUUAACACCCUUUUCCAUGAGUCAUCUAUUAUAGCUUAGGAAAAUUGUACAUUUUAGUGUCCCACAACACUCUUACCUUACUCCCUGUUACCUGAACAUAUUCAGCCCUAUGAAAUAUUUGGAAUAUUCCACAGGAAGUUGCAUCACCCAGAUUUCCUAAAGAUCAUGGGGAGAAGAAAAGUAAGUUCUGUCAUUCUUUUUUUCCUUUGUUUUCAGUGAUAUGCUGCCAUUAACUAAUGAGGUCACUUUGACAAUACGAUCCUAGGGCCCAAUUUAUAGAUUGAAAGUAAAUUAAGUAAAUCAUUAGAAUCUGCUUAAUGUCUUCAUUCAUCCAUUAGCAUGGAUGUUAGUUAAUCACAUUUUGUGUAUUUGCUAAUUCUGUACAAAUAAAAUCUUUACUUUCAACAUUAUUACUCAUUUAAGAGCAAACUGUAGUCCUUAACAGUAAAGAAACAUUAUUAAAUGAAAUAUUGGUGCCUGCUUUGGGUUAACACAUUUUUUUAAUCAUCAGACAAAUGCUUGCUUAAAUUCAAUGUUGAAAAAUGAUUUUUUUUUUUUCUGUACUUUUAUUUAAUUUUUCAUUUACAAUGUCACAUAAAUUUCAUCACCUUUAGCAUCUGCCUAAAGCCUGUUUUCUUUCAAAGGUCUUGCCUCUGCAACCUCAGCAAGUCAAAUAGUCAGUUAGUUUUCUUUCUGCUCUGAAACCUUUUCAUCCUUUAGUAGAUUGUUGGACCCUGGGGCUGGGAAGGAGCUUCAGAGAGAGCAGGUGCACGAGAGAUAACUUUGAAUGCCAUUUAUUCUCUUGGUCUAUACAAGCAUUCCUCCACAUCAAAGUUCUACAUUAAGGUAACGACAAUCUUUGGCAUUAAUGCAAACCUCUCAUUAGAGUCCAACAUGAUUUUUUAUUCCUGUCCCUAGAGUGAUGAGUAGCAGGUGAAUGGCAACCCGUUGUGGUCCUCCUCACCUCCCCACUCUGAGGCAAACCGAGGUAACCAGGCCUAUAUGCUCAGCUGUUCCCCCAACUCAGCCCAGCCAUCAGCACAUCUCUAUAUUUACCAGCUUCCUGAGUUACACAAGAUCAUCGAGGGGCGUUAACAAACCCCUGAACCUUGUUGAUGGUCCCCGGUCUAAGCUAAACCCUCGGUCCCCGUAAUAGUAAACAUACAAAGCACAUGGUGUAUGGCUAACCAGUGUGGGAACAAACAAGGAGAGGGUCAAAGGCACGGACGAAUCUAGUCUCCAAAACUAUUCUGGGAACCUGGACUGUAUGCAGCAACCUCGUGGCAAGCUCUUAACAUGACCACUCACUGAAGCUUUCUCUAUGUCUAUGUCUGUCUGCCAUUAUCUUUAUUUGCUAAGAGUUACAGGGAGAGCUGUUUUAGCCCAUGAAUGAGGCUGAACCGUAACCGAUUUUGACCAGAUCCUUUAGAACAGACAAGAAUGGCCUAUUCAUCCCUUGAGCACCUUCCAUUCAAAGACCAAGAACUCCCAGCCCAAAUGUUGUGCCAGCUGAACUGCCUAAGGCAUGAGCAGAUCUUCACCGACAUGCUCCUCUGCACUGAAGAUUUGGAGAUCCCAUGCCACAGGAACGUUCUGGUCUCUAGCAGUCCUUACUUCCAUGCCAUGUUCUGCAGCAAUUUCCGUGAGAGCAGCCAGACUAGAGUGGAUCUGAAAGGCAUCAGCUCUGAGAUCUUGAGUGGUAUUGUAGACUACAUCUAUACUGGAACCAUUACAAUAAGCAUGGAAAUAGUGCUGCCUCUGAUGCAAGCUGCAUCCAUGCUGCAGUACACAAGGCUUUUUGAGGCCUGCUCAGCCUUCUUGCAGAAGCAGCUGAACCCAGACAAUUGCUUGAGCAUGAUCCGCCUCUCAGAGAUCCUGCACUGUGAGAGCUUGAGAGAGCGGGCAAAGGAGAUGGCUGUGCGCUGUUUCUCAGACGUGGCUGCCUCAGAGGACUUUUGUGAACUCACGCUGCCUGAGCUAAUGUGUUACCUGGAGGAUGACAGGCUUUGUGCUGAGGAAGAACAGGUGUUCGAAACACUCUUGGCCUGGAUCCACCAUGAUCCUUUUUCUCGGCGUGGUGCCAUCCAUGAUCUCUUCAAGAAGGUACGCUUGCGGUAUAUCCAUCCUACAUACCUCUUCCAGUUCAUAGCCAAUGAUCCACUUGUCCAGUCCUCCACCCUUUGCACAGAGAUCAUUGAGUCAGUGCGGCGGCUGAUGUUUUCUGUUAGCACCAAAUGCACACGUGAGCUAAAGCCUCUCUGGACCACACCUCGUCGUUACACCUGCCGGGAGACUUUAGUUGUUGUAGGGGGUCGCAAGAACAAUGAGCAGACAUCUCGAGAGGCACUGCUCUAUGAUGAACGUACGCAGCGCUGGCAGUGGCUGGCCAAGUUGCCCUUGCGCUUGUACAAGGCCGCUUAUGUCUGCAUACAUAGUAUUCUGUAUGUUGUUGGAGGUCUCAGCCUCAGCUUGGCAUCGGGAGACAGCACAGUUAGUGCCACAGUCUAUACCCUCUCACUUAAGACCAACCAGUGGAGGACGGCCGAACCCAUGCUUGAACCGCGUUAUGCCCAUCAGAGUGUGUCUUACCUGCACUUCAUCUUCGUUCUUGGAGGCAUAGGGGCCGAUAAACAGAUCUCUAACACCGUGGAGCGCUACAACAGCAUGUUCAACCAGUGGGAACCUAUGUCCCCAAUGCCAAUAGCAGUGCUCCAUCCUGCAGUGGCUGCCAAUGACCAGAGAAUCUAUGUGUUCGGAGGGGAGGACUCCAUGCAGAAUCCAGUGAGAUUGAUACAGGUUUAUCACAUUUCACGCAACCAGUGGUUAAGAAUGGAAACCAGGACAGUAAAGAAUGUCUGUGCACCUGCCGCUGUCAUAGAAGACAAGAUUUACAUCAUUGGAGGGUACACAAGAAGGAUGAUUGCUUAUGACACCAAAGCCAACAAGUUUGUUAAAUGUGAGAACAUGAGGGAAAGGAGGAUGCAUCACUCAGCGACUGUGAUCAACAACAAGCUCUACGUGACAGGAGGGCGCUUCCUCAACAGCCAUGAUAUCAUUGAGGACUCUGAUUGCUUUGAGUGCUAUGACCCUAAAACCGAUGUCUGGACGUCUAAAGGGUCUUUACCAUACAAGCUAUUUGACCAUGGGUCUCUGGCCCUGGUCUGCGUCUCCAAUCGACCCAAUCCACCGUGACUGACGAAAUUGGAUCAAUCCAAUACUUGGGCAUCUGGUUGGCUUCAUGUACAGGACCACAAGUGAGACUCUUGUCCAUCUGAGAAAGCUUAUGUUGCUUUGCAGAAUGUCUCAUUUGUGGCUUGGAUGGUAUGCAGUGUAUUCCGUCAAAGAAUAUUUAACCGGAUUUGUGGAGGUUUUUGCAGUGGAGCCCUGGGAGCGUGCUCAGGAGCCCAGAUCACAACAGCAGUUGUCUGUGCAACAUAUGUGACCCAACAUCACUCAUUCAAGAGCUUUCUAUCACCAUCUUACCAUCACAUAUUGGCCAGAAUCACUACUAUUAUUGUCAGUAUACUCAAGAUAAAUAUUUAGAAUCCACAAACACAGGACAUAUCCCUGUGGAAAACACAAUUAUCUUCGCACUUUGUAGUAUACUGUAAUGCCUAACAGUAGCCCAUUUAAAGUCACUUUAUGAAGACACAUUCCUUCAGAUCUAAAGGGGAAACCGUGAGCAGCUCAAUUACUAACACUUUGCUAAGUCCGAAAAAGAGAAACUGAGAAAAAGAAAAACCGCUGAAGUGCUGCACUUGCGUGUACUUUCAUGCCUUCAGUUCACUGCAAAACGUUUUGUUUACUUAAGAAGAAGGCCUUAUCUUCUGAGUUCAAAGUUGCUGCAAAAAAAAUUCAUAAAAAGCACUAGACCAUAGUUCUGUGAAGAUAUUUAUCAAUAUGACUUGAAUUAAUUUUUUUUUUUUUAGUGCUGCUUUUGAUGAGAAAUGUUUACUGCAUGUCCAGAAACCUGUGAGUGCAAAUAUCUGUAGAGUAGCAAUGAAGUAAGAAAUAGGUUUUUGAUUAACAAAAAGGUGAUUUAUUAUAUUACAUAUAUAGUGACUUAUACAAGUUCAACUUAACUCUGUUCUCUGUCUGUGUGGGGAUUUUAGACAAUACAAUAAUAUUCUAAUUGUAAAUUAGAAUAUUACAGACUAAACAAGACAAAAUCCAAAAUCUACACAGUUGGUGUCAAGCUGAACCUCAGUGCUGACCUUAGCUCCAAGCAUUAUGAUAUUUUUCUCAUAUACACUUCAAGCUCAGAUAGUGCUUGUAUGCUUGUUGUAGUCAUGCAAACUCCUAUGCAAAUGUUUUGUAUUGCAAAUUUUCUAUCCGCUACUCUUUCAGAUGCAUGAAACCAAACUACUGUUGUGCCUGCUUACACUGCCACGAAUGUCAUUCCUGAUUUAAAUAAUCAUAUUAAUGGACUUGCUUUAAGAAAAGCAAUCUGAAUAAGUGCAGACAGUUUAGUAUUUACAGUUAUGCAAUUUUAACACAUCAGAGUGUUACUGUUCAUAACAUAUGCUGUAUUACAUUUCUCUUCAACACUUAAUGUGCUGGCUGACUCAUGUUUCCAGGCACUGAAAUGGAAUUAGACAUGACUAUGGAGGAAACUCAAGACAUGGAACACUUAAUGACAUGCCGCUGUGAAUACACGCCAGCUGUCAGUAAAAAGGGUACUAAACUGUACAUUGUCUUUUCACUGGGUUAUGUUUGGGGUUUUUUUUUUCUUAUGUAUCUUUCACUUGGAAAUGUGGAUAUAGUGUAUCU
Ictalurus furcatus (blue catfish) is the source of this 5575-nucleotide messenger RNA. RefSeq names its product kelch-like family member 38a (gene klhl38a). The record is from RefSeq and is a predicted model, not a curated record. Bases 2246 to 3997 code for a protein of 583 amino acids. NCBI's taxonomy places the organism in Eukaryota, Metazoa, Chordata, Actinopteri, Siluriformes, Ictaluridae. Gene Ontology annotation, molecular function: protein binding. The transcript is spliced from 4 exons.